CGGGGGCGGCGGGAGCGGCGGAGCGGAGCGGCCAUGAAGCACUACGAGGUGGAGAUCCUGGAUGCCAGGACCAGGGACAAGCUGUGCUUCCUGGACAAGGUGGAGCCUCAGGCCACGGUGGCCGACAUCAAAAACCUGUUCAGCAAGAGCCAUCCCCAGUGGUACCCAGCGAGGCAGUCCCUGCGCCUGGACCCCAAGGGGCGCUCUCUCAAGGACGAGGAUGUGCUGCAGUCGCUGCCCGUGGGCACCACGGCCACGCUCUACUUCCGGGACCUGGGGGCGCAGAUCAGCUGGGUCACGGUGUUCCUGACGGAGUACGCGGGUCCCCUCCUCAUUUACCUGCUGUUCUAUUUCCGGGUGCCGUUCCUGUACGGGCCCCGCUACGACUUCACCGCCAGCCGGCACCGCGUGGUCCACCUGGCGUGCUGCUGUCACUCGUUCCACUACGUCAAGCGGCUGCUGGAGACGCUCUUCGUGCACCGCUUCUCGCACGGCACCAUGCCCCUGCGCAACAUCUUCAAGAACUGCACCUACUACUGGGGCUUCGCUGCCUGGAUGGCGUAUUACAUCAACCACCCGCUGUACACCCCGCCAGCGUACGGUGACGAGCAGGUGAAGCUGGCGCUGGCCGUGUUCCUGUUCUGCCAGCUCGGGAACUUCUCCAUCCACGUGGCCCUGAGGAACCUGCGGCCAGCGGGCUCCAAGACCCGGAAGAUCCCGUACCCCACCCGGAACCCGUUCACGUGGCUCUUCCUGCUCGUGUCCUGCCCCAACUACACCUACGAGGUCGGCUCCUGGAUUGGUUUCACCAUCAUGACCCAGUGCCUGCCCGUGGCGCUGUUCUCGCUGGUGGGGUUUGUGCAGAUGGCGAUCUGGGCGCAGGGCAAGCACCGCAGUUACCUGCGCGAGUUCCGCGAUUACCCGCCCCUGCGCUCGCCCAUCAUCCCCUUCCUGCUGUGACACCACGGGGACAGCCCUGGGGACAGCCCCCAUCAUCCCCU
Agelaius phoeniceus (red-winged blackbird) is the source of this 1001-nucleotide messenger RNA. NCBI's taxonomy places the organism in Eukaryota, Metazoa, Chordata, Aves, Passeriformes, Icteridae. The record is from RefSeq and is a predicted model, not a curated record.